CACUGGAGCCACACGGGACGGUGUGUGUCUGGAGCCCGAGCCCCGGGACGAACUGAGCAGCACCGGGUCGUGAUCUCAAACCGCAGCCGCCUGUGAGGCAGGAUCCGCGGCCACGGGCUGAAGCGAAGAACCGGAGGAAGCUCCGGAGCAGCUUGAGGAAAACAACCCGUCGUCCCCCUGACUACCCGAGAGGCUGAAUCAUCCACAUGCUAACCCGCCAGCACACAGCUCCCUGACACACUUCUACUCGUGUACAGGCGUGUUGUGUGUGUUCAUCACUAACAGAAUCUCCAUCUUCUUAUUUUUAAACUGCUUCCAAGUAUUCCGCAUCCUGUCCGCGGCAGUGCUGGGUUACACAAGCCCCGUCCGCCACACUAGCAAGUUAGCAGGCUUCUGCUAGCCGCGGCUAACGCGUCCCUAAGUUGAGGUGCUGGAGGAACCAGCUGCAGCAUGUAGCCCGGGUUCCGACACUGGGUUCGAGUCGCACUGUGUUUACCACACACCAGAAGCCGUCAGCUGGGACACACCUGGAGAAUGUGAAGCACAAUGGCCAACUUGGAAGCUUACCAGGAGUACCAGAGGAUCGAGGACUUCGAGGAGGACUCUCCUCCGGGCGAGGAGGAUUUACUGGUGCAUGUGCCCGAAGGCCUGAAAGACUCAUGGCACCAUAUCAAGAACCUGGAUAACUUCUUCACCAGGAUCUAUCAUUUCCAUCAGAAGAAUGGCUUUGCCUGUAUGAUGCUGUCAGAGUUCUUUGAACUUGUUCAGCUUUUGUUUGUUGUCACGUUCACAACGUUCCUUGUCAACUGUGUGGAGUAUGACAUCCUGUUUGCCAAUCGAGCCGUCAAUCACACCGGGUCGGGCCAGAAUCCCUUGGACAAGAAUAAAGUCACUCUCACAGAUGCCAUCCUACCUGGUCCGGAGUGCACUCAGAGGAUUCAAGACAACAGCUGGAUUAUUUUUCUUCUCAUCAUGGCUGCGAUUUUUUGGGUCUAUCGACUUAUUAAAGUCUUUUGCAAUGUCCUGAGCUACUGGGAGAUCAGGCAGUUCUAUAUCAAAGCACUGAAGAUCAGAAUGGAUGAUCUAUGCAACUUCACAUGGCAGGAAGUCCAGGACAGGCUCAUCAGCUUGCAACGAGAGCAGCAGAUGUGCAUACACAAGAAGGAGCUGACGGAACUGGACAUCUACCACCGCAUCCUGCGAUUCAAGAACUACAUGGUGGCAAUGAUAAACAAAUCACUGCUGCCAGUGCAGCUCCAGCUCCCCCUGCUGGGCAAUGUGGUGUUCCUCACCCAGGGCCUCAAGUACAACUUUGAGCUCAUCCUCUUCUGGGGUCCUGGCUCUCUGUUUCAGAACAAGUGGAACCUGCACCCCAAGUACAAGCGGAACGGGAACCGCCUCGAGCUCGCCCAGCAGCUGAGCAGAGUCAUUCUCCUGAUGGGUUUGGCCAAUUUGCUGCUGUGCCCCUUCAUCUUAGUGUGGCAGGUGCUUUACGCUUUCUUCAGCUAUACAGAAGUGAUCCGCAGGGAACCUGGAAGCCUGGGGGCCCGCCGCUGGUCCCUGUACGGCCGCCUAUACCUGCGUCACUUCAACGAGCUGGAUCAUGAGCUGCAUGGACGCCUGGGUCGUGGUUACAAACCCACUUCCAAAUACAUGAACUCCUUCACAUCACCACUACUGACUGUGUUUGCAAAGAACGUGGCUUUCUUCUCAGGAUCAGUGUUGGCUGUCCUCAUUUCACUGACAGUCUACGACGAGGACGUGCUGACAGUGCAGCACAUUCUUACUGCCAUCACUGUGCUCGGGGUGGUUAUCACCAUCACCAGGUCCUUCAUCCCAGAUGAGCAUAUGGUGUGGUGUCCAGAGCAGCUGCUGCAGUGCAUGCUGGCUCACAUUCACUACAUGCCAGACCACUGGAGGGGCACUGCUAACAAGGGAGAGACCCGUGAUGAGGUGGCGCAGCUGUUCCAGUACAAAGCGGUCUUCAUCUUGGAGGAGUUACUCAGUCCCAUCGUCACACCCUUCAUUCUCAUCUUUCAUUUGAGAAACAAGUCUCUCGAAAUCAUUGACUUCUUCAGGAACUUUACUGUGGAGGUGGUGGGAGUUGGAGACAUCUGUUCCUUUGCCCAGAUGGACAUCAGACGCCAUGGAAACCCAACAUGGAUGUCCGAGGGGCAGACAGAGGCUUCUGUGUACCAACAGGCUGAGAAUGGCAAGACAGAAUUGUCCCUCAUGCAUUUCACCAUUAAGAACCCGCGCUGGCAGCCGCCACAGGAGAGCUCCGUCUUUAUCGGCCAUCUGAAGGAGAAAGUGCACCAUGAUGCACUGAGUGGCCCCUCCACCCAGCUACUGCUUUCUGAGGCUCCUCUCUGCACCUCACUGCAAUCCAAUGGGUCAACUACUGUGCCUGAUAAUCUGUUGGCGAGUGUCUUGGCCCACCCCAUUCUAACUGCAUCUGGACUACAAGGACGUGACCAUCACUUCAUCCCACCCAGCACCGCCGCCUCUGCUGCUGCCAGUGUCCUGGCCUCUCUCUCCACCUCCCAGCUCGCACACACCAGCCGCGGCCGCUCGCCGGGCCUCCUGCCCUCCUCCGUUCACCCUGAGGGCAGCAUGUACCGCAGCGAACGCAGCAUCUCUGACAGUAUGACUAACAGUGAUUCACGCAUCCAGAGAAAUGCACUGCACUCAGAGUUCGCCUCCGCAGAGAUGAGUCUCCAUGCCAUCUACAUGCAUGAGCUCCAUCAGCAGACCUCUCAACCACAGAGGACUUCAGGACUGUGGCAGAACUCUGUGCCAAUGAGAGAUCUUCAUACAAACACUGGCUUCCAGGCGCAUAGUGGCCUGAGUUCCAGUAUGUCCAUGCCCACCACUACCCAACUUGGAGGCUGGCAAGAAGAAGAAGAGGAGGAGAAUGAAGAUGAACAGGAGAUAAACAGUGGAUCGACUCCAAAGCAGGGCACAGGAAGUAAUUGUUGAAGUGCCUUAUGCCAUAAGUGUUUACAUUGUACUUUCUUUGAUGAACAUUGUGGCCUUAGAUGAUCGUCAUGGAGAAUUUAGCAUGGACCUUUAAAACAUCACUCAUUCAUUUGUGGGAGAGGCUCGUUGAAUAACCACUGUCUCUGCACCUCCACGCCUCAUCCUGUCACGUCAGGCAGACUAUGGCAUCAGGGAAACCAUACGUCUUCCGUCCGCUUCAUCACGAUCUUCUCAUAAACUUGUACAGAAAACCACAGAGUACACAAGGCAGAGAGACAAUAGAGUGUAUUUGUAGGAUCGGUGUGUGGCGUCUUGGUCAGAGCUGCAAAGACUGCAAGCCGUAUCUCAGCUGCCUGAACAAUUUAAAUCAUCUAUACAAAAAACUUCAGUAUUUAAAGUUGUGCUGUUUGACCCCCGGUGAUUUGUAAAUACACUUUCACAACCUACCUAUCCUGUCAAAGUCCACAUUUUUACUACCAGAGCUUAUCCUUGAAAAAAGAAUACCAAGUAUUGAUAUGAUAGAACUGACUGUCUAGUAACCGUACUUCUAAAACACAGUGCGUACCUGGCAAAAGCCUCAUUGGUUUGAUAAAAUGUCUUUUUAAACUAGGCAUACCCAUGCUUUGAUGCUGCUGUCUGUAAAGUGGUCCCAGGAUUUAUUUUCAGUAUUAAUAUGUCUAGAGCUUAUCUACCAAGUUUCCAGGUACACUUGGCAUCAAAAUCUCAAUGCAGAUGAUAGAGGAUGUCUUUUUAAAUCUCUGGGCUGGACACAAAGUCAGCUUUAUGCCUUAACACCUGUCGUAUCGUAGUUUGCCACAGUGGUGGUGGGGAAAAACAAAUACUCAAUACCUCUCGUGUAAAUAUACAAUAUAUACACAUGUUGUUUUUUUGCAGGGUACCGAUGCCCCUUUCAACUGCAUUCUGAUUUUAACUGCAUGUGUAAAUGGAACCUAUUUCAUUUUCUGGUUAUGUGUCUUGCCCAGCAGAUGUUUUGAGUUAAAUGUCCCAAAAUUUGUUAAGGAGAAUCUUUUAUUUAUUUGUCUUUAAAGCAAAAACAAGGUGUUAUUGCUUUAGCAAAUCUUUGUUGUGUCUUUUAGCCCCAUAAAUUUUCAUAUAAUAAUGAGCUAAUAUAAGAGCUUCUGCAGUUUAGUUUAGCUUUAGGUUAAAAUAAUUCAGAAAGAAUUCAGGACAAAUUUGACAAAUUCUGAACAGGACAAUUGGUCGCUGGCUUUAUAUUUACUCAGCCUUUACUAUUUAAAAGAGCAUAAAGAGAAAAACUGCUUCUCAACAAUCACCAUCAUUUGGUAGCUUUAAAAGUAUUUAUUUCCCCUUUUCCUCCAGAUAUUAAAUUGAAAUAUACUUAUAAUAUAUUUGAAGGAAUUAUUUUAGAAGUUUUCUCAAAUUGAUCACUUGUUUACAUAUAACCACAGUAAUUACAAAUAAAAACAAAAAAUAAACAUUUAACCCUUUUCCCUAAAAGUAAUAAAAAGAAAAAACAUUUUCCAUCAGAAGAACACGCCCAGCUGCAUGAUGUUGAAUGUUGAUUUUAAAGUUUAAAAUCAACUGGGACUUAAUCUGCUUGUUGCUGUCAUGCAUCACGCAGCACUUUUUUUUUAUCGCAUCCUACGAAGGUCACAGUAGUAUAGAUCUCAUCCUCCUUUUAUCUAAGAGCUAUAGAUACGUCUUGUGUUCAGCAACUGUUCCACUUUAUUUUUGUGUGUGUGUGUUUAUGUGUGGAUGGGAUACUAGUGGACACCUGUGUAAUUAUGCUAACACAAACUCUGAGUUUUGCACUGAAAAAAUAAAAACAAAGCAUUUAAAAAAAAAAAUCAGAUACACUUCAGAAAGGGCACGUCUCAGAAGGGACACCGAGUCAAUCGCCAUCCCGAAUGACCUCUUCUCAUCAUUUGUACAUAAGCAUUGCAUCAGCACGUAUUGUAAUGUCGUCGUCGUCGUCCACAGCAGACUGUCUGGAAACAGUGUGGCAAAUCACAAAAAGGUCAUUCUUACCUCUCGUCAAUAAAAAAAACUUGCCCUUUAGGGGAUGAUGUGUGUUUCUGUAACACUGUUGUUUUUUGUUUUAUUUGUUUUUUUUUGAGUUGAGGUUGAAGUAGAGACUCAGAGGCUCAGCUUUGUGCACAGAGUUUACACAUUUACAGCUCACUGUUGUGUUUCUCAUUUUCCUUUUCAGCAGUGCCUUAGUAUUAAGGUUUAGUAUUUACUUUUCUUUUGUUAAGAAGACAUGUCAUGUUACCAUCAGAUUUGUGUUCACGGCACACACCAUGUACAGUGUUUUUGUUUGACGAGUCAUUGUGGAUAAUAUCUAUCAACGUCGUGAAACUGUGGAUGUGGCUUUUAAGAUGAGCUACAAACUGAUGUGUUGCAUCUGACUUGUUCUGAUCAGGGUGUCUGAACCCGCACUUUCUUGAAAGUCCCUAGCGAAGCAGGAGCACGCCUUGUUAUCUGCAGCGUCAUCCUGGCCAAUUUACAUCACACUAUGUCCACUACACACCGGUCUAAAUAUCACAGCGACUGGAACAAGGUGCUAAGUUUUCAUCCUGAAAUGUUGAAUAUGUUUAAAGACAUGUUUUCUUUUUUUAGAACAUUGGUUUGUCUGUUUGUGUGCGUGUGUGUUUUCUUCUGUAAAUUAAGACACACUAUGGAACAUGCCAAAAGAACUUGUUUUCAGCACAGCUUCACGAGAUGUGCUGUUUCCUCUGAAAGAGUAGAGAGGCAAAUAAACCCUAUUUUGAGUGUAUUUAAUCAUUUCACUUAUGUUUGAUUAUCUGAUGUUUAUUUAAAAUAAAAAGGCAUUUUAAUUUUC
This is a messenger RNA of Limanda limanda (common dab), 5803 nucleotides long. It is a transcript of the gene atg9b, whose product is annotated as autophagy related 9B. The coding region runs from base 547 to 2979 and encodes 810 amino acids. The transcript has 14 exons. Gene Ontology annotation, cellular component: autophagosome; phagophore assembly site. Gene Ontology annotation, biological process: protein localization to phagophore assembly site; autophagy of mitochondrion. Lineage: Eukaryota; Metazoa; Chordata; Actinopteri; Pleuronectiformes; Pleuronectidae. The record is from RefSeq and is a predicted model, not a curated record.